AUGAAGAACAUUGCCAAAAAUAAUCGGGUGUACGUUAUUGCGAAUCUGUCAACGAAUCACGAGGGAAACGCGACUCUGGCCUGCGAACUGAUCGAAACAGCAUGCAAAUGUGGCGCGGAUUAUGUGUUAAUGGAACUUGAUGAAAAUACUAAUCCAUUAUUUACAUGCGAAGAUAUUAAAAAUUUUCAUAAGUUAGCGCAAGAUAAUGGAGCCGUUUUCACCACUAAAUCGUUAAUGAAUUCAAUACGUCAAAUUUCUCCUAUACAAGAAUUUAAGAAUACAAAUAAUGACGAGGACGAAAUUAGUAGUGAUUUGCAAUUACCGUUUCCUUCGAUUCCAGAAAAGGAUAUUUCCGAAGACCGUAAAUCGUACGAAACCGUCGAUCUCGUCGAAAAAAUACAACAAAAAUUUCCCAAACAUGAACUUCAAUUUUGGGAAUAUCAAGAAAUGAGCACAUGUCUUCCUGAAGUGGUUGUUGCUAUUGGAAUAAAAGCGAUAUCUUGCAAGUUUACGUUAGACGAUAAAUCCAUUGGAUACGAUCACGCGAUGUCUAUCUCCGCUCGUGACUUUCGUACUAUGGUGACCAAUAUUAGGACAGUUGAAGUUGCACUAGGAACAGGGAAAAAGGAUAAACUCUCCCCAUCUGAACUGCCGUGUUUCAAAAAGUUAUUCAAAAGUAUUGUAGCUGCCAAAAAUUUAGAGCGUGGAUCCAUAUUAAAAGCAGAGGAUAUGAAAAUUAAAGUCAGUGACACACAGAGCAUGUGUGGAUUUUACUUUCCAGUAGUAAUCGGUCGACAGUUAUUAUCUGAAGUUGAUGAAGAUGAUCCAAUUUUUGUUUCUGAUUUCGAUGGACUGCAACAUUAUACGUAUUAUAUGCCAUUUGAUGAACCAGUACCAGAUUAUAGCGGAUAUUUACCUGAAAUCGAUCUGGGACGAUCUAUACAUUUUAAAAGCCCGUGUUAUAUUAUUGCUGAAAUAGGACAAAAUCAUCAAGGUGAUAUAAUGAUGGCUAAAAAAUUGAUCAAAUUGGCCAAAAAAUGUGGUGCAGAUUGUGUAAAAUUUCAAAAAAGUUGCAUAAAUGAAAAAUUUACAUUGUUGGCCAGAAAUAGACUGUACGAUAGUAAAAAUUCUUUCGGUACAACUUACGGUGAACAUAAACAUUUUUUAGAAUUCACCGAAGAUCAAUACAAGGAAUUAAGGAGAUAUGCUGUAAAAAAAAUCGGAAUUCAUUUUACUGCUUCAGCAAUGGACCCGGUUUCAUUUGAUUUCAUUGUUAGCCUCAAAGUGCCGUUCGUGAAAAUCGGUUCAGGCGAAUCUGGGAACGUGAUGUUAUUGGAAAAAGCGGCCAAGGCUUAUGUUCCACUGGUUAUAUCCACCGGCAUGCAGACACUGGCUGAUAUACGAAUUACUUAUGAGACAGUUAGUCGAUACCAUAAUUAUUUCGCACUAUUACACUGUGUAUCUGCGUAUCCGACACCACCGGACGAAGCCAAUCUGAACAUGAUCAAGACGCUUCGCAAGUCUUUUCCAAAUACGAUUAUUGGUUACUCUGGCCACGAAGUUGGCUCUUCUUUAACCACUGCAUCAGUAGCACUCGGCGCCAAAAUUAUUGAAAGACAUAUCACAUUGGAUAGAAAUAUGAAGGGGUCGGAUCAUAUCUGUUCGUUAGAUCCUUCGCAGUUCAGCAAACUUGUUAGAGACAUUCGUUAUAUCGAAAGAAAUUUAGCUAUUUAAUAAUUGUAUUGUAAUAAUUAAUAAUGCAUAUCUCAAUAUCGGUAUUACCUUAAAGUGUUCAUUUGCAAAUUUUAUUUUUACUUAAUAUUGUAUUUUAAUGUAAUUAUUUUCUAAAAAAUCAUGGUAUAUAGAUGUACACUGUACAAUAUA
Molecule: messenger RNA, 1884 nt
Organism: Melanaphis sacchari
Lineage: Eukaryota; Metazoa; Arthropoda; Insecta; Hemiptera; Aphididae
Gene: NANS
Product: sialic acid synthase
Exons: 8
Coding region: 1-1734 (577 amino acids)
Biological process (GO): carbohydrate biosynthetic process
Molecular function (GO): N-acylneuraminate-9-phosphate synthase activity
Source: RefSeq, a predicted model, not a curated record